AUGUCUUACCCACACUUUGGCUAUUCCUAUUCAACUGCUCCCCAGCUCCUUAUGCCUUCAAAUGCUUUAAGUGCGUGUUGUGAGUCGAGCACUGCGUCUCCCGUGGACUCUGGAGUGGCGGCCUCACCACAGCCAUCUCUCUAUUACCCGGUGUAUGACAGCAGGUUUCUUGCCUCUACAAGACACGACCUUAACUCUGCAACCACGAUGGGUGUCUAUGGAGGUUCCUACACAAAGAGCCAGAGUUAUGGAACUUAUAACUCAUAUGGAACCGAUCCUACCUCACCGUAUUCCCUGGGCAAACUUGGUGAAAAGGAUGGAACGCACACCAAGGUUACACAAAGUCCCGCCUAUUAUCCAUACGAUCACCCAUUCGGACACUACCAGUACGAUCGAUAUGGGUGUGGCUCAGUAGAUGUCGGGGCGAGGAGAAAAAAUGCUACACGAGAGACCACCAGUACAUUGAAAGCGUGGUUGCAGGAGCACAAGAAAAACCCGUAUCCCACAAAGGGUGAAAAGAUUAUGCUGGCUAUCAUUACCAAAAUGACCCUAACUCAAGUGUCCACCUGGUUUGCCAAUGCGCGCCGAAGACUCAAGAAAGAGAACAAGAUGACGUGGUCCCCGCGCAAUAAGAGCUCAGAAGAGAGAGCGUGCGAUGAUGACAGCGACUUGGAAGGGUCACAAGGGGAGCCAAUCAAAUGCGAGAAGGAGCCCUGCGACAACCGAGCAGAAGAUGACACGGACAUGCCACAAAGUGACUCGGAGGACUUCGAUUUAAUUGAGUCCGAUGUCUCUGGUGGAGAACCACCGUUUGUUAUGAACUCUCAACCAAAGACUUGCGAAUGUCCAAGUGGUCCUUUCAAAGAACCGACAUUUCAUUUGUCCAUGCCAGAAACACCAAGGGAGAACGAGGGCUUUGGCACAGAAUGCCUCGGAGCAACCCCUGAAGAAAACCAAACAACAAAGAUAUUCUACCUCGAGCAAGAUCAGCAACCUCCAGGAACUAAGCCAAAAAUAUGGUCACUCGCGCAGACUGCCACAUCUUUAAACCAAACCGAAUAUUCGUCUUGCAUGCUUAAGGGCGAAGUGAUGAAAUCGACUUCAGCGAACUGUCCCUUUGACUCGGAUAUGGCGAAAAGACAACAGGACUCACCUGUCAACACUCUCAGAAACUGGGUAGAUGGUGUCUUCCACGACCCAUUGUUUAAACAAGGAUGCCUGAACCAAACAUUUUCCAACUCUUCCAUGUUGUGGUCCGGGACCAGCUGUCCAAAACCCGAGAAUGGCUUGCUUGGACGUUCUCUGGGACCUGUCACCUCUUCACAACUCGCUUAA
Messenger RNA from Chanos chanos (milkfish), 1335 nucleotides. RefSeq names its product iroquois homeobox 4b (gene irx4b). Gene Ontology annotation, biological process: neuron differentiation; regulation of transcription by RNA polymerase II; cell development. Gene Ontology annotation, molecular function: DNA-binding transcription factor activity, RNA polymerase II-specific; RNA polymerase II cis-regulatory region sequence-specific DNA binding. The record is from RefSeq and is a predicted model, not a curated record. The transcript has 5 exons. Lineage: Eukaryota; Metazoa; Chordata; Actinopteri; Gonorynchiformes; Chanidae. Gene Ontology annotation, cellular component: nucleus. Bases 1 to 1335 code for a protein of 444 amino acids.